This is a messenger RNA of Nymphaea colorata (pocket water lily), 5476 nucleotides long. RefSeq names its product serine/threonine-protein kinase VPS15. Gene Ontology annotation, cellular component: nucleus-vacuole junction; phosphatidylinositol 3-kinase complex, class III, type I; phosphatidylinositol 3-kinase complex, class III, type II. Gene Ontology annotation, biological process: late endosome to vacuole transport; protein targeting to vacuole; macroautophagy. The transcript has 13 exons. The coding region runs from base 506 to 5218 and encodes 1570 amino acids. The record is from RefSeq and is a predicted model, not a curated record. Gene Ontology annotation, molecular function: protein binding; protein serine/threonine kinase activity; ATP binding. Lineage: Eukaryota; Viridiplantae; Streptophyta; Magnoliopsida; Nymphaeales; Nymphaeaceae.
GCUAAUUCAGUUUUUUUUUUUUGUCCUCAAGAGCAUAUUAAAGUAAUCGAUUGAGAAGGGAAUCGUGACAGACUUAUUCAUAUGUACUAAAGUUCAACAUAAUUAUGAAAUUGGAGCCUUUUCAUCAGAUUCAAUGAGGUACGUGUUUGAAUACAUGCUGAAAAAUCGGUUGUGGAGCGAAGCCCUGUUUCAAGGGCGUUUGGAUGUCGAGGAAACUGGGCUUUUCAGAAAGCCGGUUUCGUGAAGACCUGGUUUUCAUCCAGGUUGACGUGCGGAGCAACUGGCGGCAGGGUGAUCGACGUUUUAGCGGUUGGCGGGUUUUCUCAAAGCGCUUCGACUUCCCACCACUUUCACGCCCACCCUCAGGAACAGCUCCUCUCUCUCUCUCUCUGUGGGGGCUGCCCUAGAAGAAAACAAAGGUUAGAUGCAGGAAAGCAACAACAGGGAUCUACUUUAUCUCCCCAAUCUUGGGAGCAAAAUAUAAAGAGAGGAAGAGGAAAGAGAGAUGGGUAACAAAAUUGCUAGAACAACCCAAGUAUCGGCAUCAGAAUAUUACCUUCAUGAUCUCCCCUCUUCCUAUAAUCUUGUUUUGAAGGAGGUCUUGGGGAGGGGGAGGUUCUUCAAAUCCAUCCAGUGCAAGCAUGAUGAGGGUUUAGUCCUUGUUAAAGUCUAUUUUAAACGUGGAGAUUUUAUCGAUCUCAAGGAGUAUGAAAGAAGGCUAUCUGAGAUCAGGGGGAUUCUUCGCAGUAUUGAACACUCACAUGUUUGGCCUUUUCAAUACUGGCUCGAGACAGAUAAAGCUGCAUAUCUCCUUCGGCAGUACUUUUUCAGCAACCUUCAUGACCGAUUAAGUACCAGACCCUUUCUCAGUAUGAUUGAGAAGAAAUGGAUUGCUUUUCAACUUCUUUGUGCAGUGAAGCAAUGCCAUGAAAAUGGUGUCUGCCAUGGUGAUAUCAAGUGUGAGAAUGUCUUGGUGACAUCUUGGAAUUGGGUUUACCUUGCGGACUUUGCUUCAUUCAAGCCUACAUAUGUACCUGAUGAUGAUCCCUCAGACUUCUCAUUUUUCUUUGAUACGGGUGGAAGAAGACGGUGUUACUUGGCACCAGAGAGAUUUUUUGAGCAUGGAGCUGAGAUUCAGAGUUCACAGGAUGCACCUUUGAAACCAUCUAUGGACAUUUUCUCUCUGGGGUGUGUUAUUGCAGAGCUUUUUCUCGAGGGUCAGCCACUUUUUGAGUUAUCCCAGCUCCUUGCUUAUCGUAGAGGUCAAUAUGAUCCAGGACCAUACUUGGAGAAGAUACCAGAGACUGGAAUACGUAGAAUGAUUCUUCAUAUGAUUCAGUUGGACCCAGAGUUGCGACUGACUGCAGAAAGCUAUCUGAAGAACUACUCCUCUGUUGUGUUUCCGAGCUACUUCUCUCCUCUUCUUCAUGACUUCUUUUCCUGCUUGGUUCCACUUGAUUCAGAUACUAGGGUUGCAAUGGCUCAAAGUGCUUUUCCUGAGAUACAUAAGCAAAUGACGAAUAACUCUUCUUGUGGGGAAAACAUUCCUGCAUAUGUCAGAAGUCCAGUCUCAACAAUAUCUGAGGAAUCUUUUUUGGAGAUGAGAAGUGGGGAUAGCAAUAGUGUAAUGCCGAAGGAUAAUUGUAUGAAAAAUGGUGAGCUUGAGAAACGUAAGCUUGGUGAUUCUCAUUCCCAGCUUGUGAAUACAAUCAGUGUUCUCUUGAAGGAUGUGGAACACAAUACUCGUCAACCUCAUAGCAAGGUUGCCCUGGAUAAGGUGCAUUCUUCUGCAUCUUGUAACUCAAACGAGAAAAAUAAUUCGUUCAUUCUUCAAAAUGCUGUGAAGGAUAACCUGCAAUCUUCAAGUGAACUGUUCCAAACAAUUGAGAAGGGGUUUACGAAAAUCACAUCCAUAAAUUUAAAAAAGAUAGCUAAAAAUGAUUUGGCUACGUUGCUUGCUGGGUGCAACAGUGAGUCUAACACUUUAAGUAUUGCUCCCUUAGGCAGCCCUCAGCAUAAUCUAAAAUGUGAAGGUAUGGUGCUUAUUGCUUCGCUGCUUUGUUCAUGCAUUCGGAGUGUAAAAUUGCCACAGCUGAGGAGGACAGCGAUAUUGCUCUUGAAGUAUACAUCACUGUACAUUGAUGAUGAGGACCGAUUGCAACAUGUGCUGCCUUACAUUAUAGCAAUGCUGUCAGAUACAGCAGCAAUUGUGCGGUGUGCUGCUUUGCAGUCUUUGUGUGACAUCUUGCCUCUUGUUCAUGAAUUUCCUCCCAGUGAUGCGAAGAUUUUUCCAGAGUACAUCCUUCCUAUGUUGUCCAUGCUGCCAGAUGAUCCUGAGGAAAGUGUCCGAAUUUCUUAUGCUAGCAACAUUUCCAAGAUUGCUCUCACUGCUUUCAGGUUUCUUGUUCAUUCAGAAAGGUUGAAUGCAGCUGUUGUCCUGGAUUUGCAAAAUAAGAAGUCAUCAACUUGCAAUAGUAUAAGUGAACCAUUUGAACAAAUUCAGGACUCAAGUAAUGAUGCCCAGCUUGUUCAAUUGAGAAAGUCUAUUGGUGAGGUUCUGCAAGAACUGGUUAUGGGGCCAAAGCAAACACCAAACAUUAGAAGGGCACUUUUGCAUGACAUUGGCAAUUUAUGUUGUUUCUUUGGUAAGAGACAGAGCAAUGAUUUCUUGUUGCCUAUCCUCCCUGCAUUUUUAAAUGAUAGAGAUGACCAGCUACGAGCAGUUUUUUAUGAGCAGAUUGUGUUUGUGUGCUUCUUUGUUGGUCGUAGAAGUGUGGAAGAAUAUCUUCUUCCUUACAUCGAGCAGGCUUUGAGUGAUAACUUUGAAGCUGUCAUAGUCAAUGGAUUGGAAUGCCUGACACUUCUCUGCAGACAUAAGUUCCUGAGGAAAAAGGUUCUCCUUGAUAUGAUAGAGAGGGCUUCACCGCUGUUAUGCUAUCCCAGUGAAUGGGUCAGGAGGUCAGCUGUUGGAUUUAUUUCAGCUAGUAGUGUAUGCUUGGAAGAAGUAGACUCUUACGUUUAUCUCUCUCCAAUUUUACUCCCCUUCUUGCGCAAUCAGCCGGCUUCAUUAGCUUCUGAAAAGUCAUUAUAUACAUGUCUGAAGUCUCCUGUCACCAGACAAGUAUUUUACGAAGUGUUAGAAAGUACCAGGACUUCGGACAUGCUGGAGAGACAGCGAAAGAUAUGGUAUAAUUCAGCUUCUUUUACAAGAGAUUCUGAUUCUGACAUUCUGAUUAAGAGACCUGAAGGAUUUGAAGGUGCAAGAAGCCCCACAAGGGGCUGGCUUAGCCAGCCAUUAGAGCUGCAGAGAAGCAAGUCUAUUCAUACUGCUGUUCUACGAGCUCGACCAGAAAUUGAGGCUGGGGCUAGGCUGAGACCAGUUGAAACUCUCAUGUCCAGUAUGUCUGGUAGUCUAGAUGUAAGAGAAGCUUCAACCACAGAUAAGUUGCAAUUCUCAGGUCUUAGUCUUCCACAUGUUAGUACAGGUAAUAGUUUUAUUUGUGAUGGUCCAACAGAAGGCAUUCCUUUAUAUUCAUUCUGUGCUGAUAAGCAUCCCCCAGAUGGGGCUGCUGUGGCUAGCGGUUCUGAGAUUUCAUCACAAUGGGGCUCUCUUGGAAUAGGUUUGUCAUCCACCAUGCCUUGGAUGGACUCAAUGAAUAGAUCAUUUACUUUGUCGAGUUCCCUGGCACCAAAACUUGUAUCUGGUUCCUAUGGUUCUAGUGCCAGUAAACAAGUUUUCAAGGUCAUACCAGAUGCAGGUCAUGAAAAAGAUGAAAUAGCGAACUUGUCUGGACGGCUGAAAGAUACUAACAUAUCUGGGACACUGAAAUAUAAUCAACCGGCUGUUGGCAUAGGGGAUGUAAGUCCAAUCGCAGACUUAGCUGGGACACCCUAUUUUGCGAGAGCUUCAUCAGUUACUGAUGUUGGAUGGAGGCCCCGUGGUGUUCUGAUGGCACAUCUUCAGGAGCACCAUUCUGCUGUUAAUGAUAUUGCUAUAUCAAAUGACCAUAGCUUUUUCAUCAGUGCGUCAGAUGAUUCAUGUGUGAAGGUUUGGGAUACACGAAAAUUGGAAAAGGAUAUAUCCUUUAGAUCCAGAUUGACUUAUUCUUUGGAUGGAAGUCGGGCAUUAUGUGCUACCAUGCUGCAUGGUGGACCGCAAGUUGCUGUAGGAGCAAGCGAUGGAACUAUUCAUGUGUUUGCUGUAGAUCAAGUCUCAAAAGGUUCUGGCAGUAUUGAGAGGUAUUUGGGCAUCAGUGAUAUCAAGAGACAAGAAACUGAUGAAGGUGCUGUCCUGAACCUGUCCAAUUACUCCACGGAUGGUAGUCCCAGUUUGCUUGUUCUCUAUAGCACUCGUGGUUGUGGGAUCCAUCUGUGGGAUGUGAGAGCAAAUACUGAUUCAUGGACUCUAAAAUCUACCCCCGAAGAGGGAUAUGUGUCAUCUCUUGUGACUGACACUUGUGGGAAUUGGUUUGUAUCUGGGUCCUCUCGUGGUGUGCUUACUCUUUGGGAUGUAAGGUUUCUCCUGCCUGUCAAUUCAUGGCAAUAUCCUGCUGUUUGUCCUAUCGAGAAGAUGUGUCUUCUUAUUCCUCCAUUAACUGCACCUUUGUCAGCCACGUCAAGGCCAUUAGUUUAUGUUGCUGCAGGAUGUAAUGAGGUAUCUUUGUGGAAUGCAGAGAACGGAAGUUGCCAUCAGGUAUUUCGAUUAGCAAAUAGUGGUGUCAGUGGUGAUAAUUCUGAAAUUCCCUGGGCUUUAGCCAGACCAUCAAGCAAGUCCAACCUUAAACUGGAUUCAAGGCAAAACUUCAAUAAAAAGUACAGAGUCGUAGAGUUGAAUGAACCUCCCGCACGCUGGCCUGGUAUCCGUUCCUUACUUCCUUUAGUGGGAGGUGAUCUGUUGACUGGCGGCACCGAUCUCAAGAUUCGACUCUGGGAUCAUUGCAGCCCGGACCGUAGCUAUUGUGUCUGUGGUCCCUCAACAAAUUCUACAGCCAAAGACGAGUACUAUGAUACAAGGUCUUGUUUCGAUGUGCAAGUUGUGCAGGAAACUAACAAAUUAAAUGUAGCACCAAAGCUAGUGACGAAAACUCUGCUUGCUGCUGCCGCAACAGAUUCUGCAGGUUGCCACCGUGAUGCCGUACUAUCUUUGGCUUCUGUCAAGUUAAACCAGAGACUACUGAUAUCAAGCAGCAGGGAUGGUGCAGUUAAAGUGUGGAAGUAACAAGGCUAGGUGUACAUAUGCAACCAAAGAAAACAGUAUGUCUUCCAGUACAUAUUCGACUUCAGCUUUGUAGCAUUACAUUGUCUUGUAGGCGCUUGUGCCUGGCACCGGAACAUCCAGGUUUGCGAAAAGCAAUUGUGCAUAUCUAAUUUAUGAUGUCUAAAUAAGCUUAGUAGUACAGUGAUUUUCUCUCUUGUAUAUAUGUGUACAUUACAAGUUGAAAAAGAAAAUUGCAUCAAGCGUAGCCCGCGGUCUUAA